AUGGGAAUCGAUAUGGCAAUGCGUAAUCCUUUGGCCGUCGCCAUCGCAUCCAUCUUGAUCGCCGUGCUCGCACCCCGUUUCCUGAAGAAGAAGGAGAAGGAAACGAUCGGGAGCACCAAACCCGACGAACCCAUUUCGGUGGAAUCCGCUCCGUCUGCCUCCGGCAACGACUACGAGGUGUUCUUGAGCUUCCGGGGCAGGGACACCCGCACCGGCUUCACCGAAUACCUCUACAGCAGCCUCGUCGACGCCGGGGUCUCCGUGUUCAGGGACGACGACGAGCUCCGCGUCGGCGAGAAGAUCGGCCCGGAUCUUCUCCGAGCCAUUAGGAGCAGUAAGAUCUCCAUCCCGAUUCUCUCUCCGGAUUACGCUUCCAGCAAAUGGUGUCUUCGCGAGCUCGCCCGGAUGAUCGAGUGCAAGGGAAGUGAAGGGCACAUCGUCUUGCCCAUCUUCUACAAAGUGGAGCCCGGACAUGUGCGACACCAGACGGGGAGUUUCGGGAAGGCCUUUCGUAAAAUUAAGAAGCAUUAUGAGGCAGAGGUGGUCCAACGAUGA
Molecule: messenger RNA, 555 nt
Organism: Eucalyptus grandis
Lineage: Eukaryota; Viridiplantae; Streptophyta; Magnoliopsida; Myrtales; Myrtaceae
Product: disease resistance protein RPV1-like
Exons: 1
Coding region: 1-555 (184 amino acids)
Biological process (GO): signal transduction
Source: RefSeq, a predicted model, not a curated record